Molecule: messenger RNA, 2298 nt
Organism: Trichomonas vaginalis G3
Lineage: Eukaryota; Parabasalia; Trichomonadida; Trichomonadidae
Product: protein ubiquitination
Exons: 1
Coding region: 1-2298 (765 amino acids)
Molecular function (GO): protein binding
Source: RefSeq, a predicted model, not a curated record
AUGGGUUCGGCUGAAAGUAGUGAUGAGGAAAAUCAGCCAUUGUCAAAAUCCAAGAUUGUCGAGCGUAAAAUUAAGGAUAGAACUAUAAGGAUAGCCAAACCAAUACAAAAAACUAUAUCGUUUUCGGAUAGUUCUGAUGACAAUGAGAAAAUACCAAACGAAAAACCUCCUCCUAAAAAAACUCCUACGAGAAAGAAAGAUGUUGAAAUCAAAAUCAAUCGAGCUCCUUCACCAGAAAGCGAUUCUGAUAAAUCUGAUAAAGAAUCAAUCACAAUUAACGCAAAUCAACAGAAAAAAUACCAAGAAUUAGACAAAAUAAUACAACAAGCCAUUGACAACCAAUCUUCAGACGAUGAUUCCGAUGAAAAUGAAGUUGUAAUUAUUCCAAAGCAAUUAAAUAAAGUACAAACAUCAGAAAGCAACUCCCAAUCAUACGAUGAGUAUGGUAUUGCAAUAUACUCAGAUAGCGAAGAUGUUGAAAAAUUGGAAGAAAAUAUCAAGAAGAAAUAUGAAAUUGUUGAUGAUAAUGAUGAUUCUGAUGAAGAUGUUGUUAUACAAGAUGUUAAAAAGAGUAAAAACAAAGAAACAGAGAAAAAACAAAAUAUUUAUUCAGAAGUUUUGAUAGAUGAUGCAAAAGAAGUACCAGACUAUCUAUUUAAGCAAGUACACGUACCAGAAAUCUUCAAGAAAUACAUCCAAAUCCAACAACUUUUAAAUAAUUUGAAAGCAGACAAUUUAAACACAAUUGUGAACGAAAUAAUAUCAUUAACUAUUGACAUUGAUAACCUAUUUGAAGUUUUCAAGCUUAUCCAUUGCUUUUCGAAGCCAAGAGGAAAAGAUUCAAUUUUAUUUUCCCAAAUUUUCACCAAAAUGGUCAUAGCUUUUGGCGAACCCUUUAAGAAGAUUGUUGUUGCCAAUGCACAAGGUAAUAUUCUCUAUCAAAUGUAUGAAAACGGAACAAUUACAAUUGAUGAGAUCCGAAAGCGCCAAGAGAACUUUACAGACCUUGUUUACUUCUUUUUACCAGAACUAGGCAUCACUAGAAUGAAUUCAUUGAAAGAUUCCAAUCAUUUUUCUAAUAUCAGAAAGAAUAUCAACAAAUUGAAAGAAAAUGACUGGGCGAUCUACAAAUACAUGAGGAAAUAUGGAUAUGAACAAAACUCUGUUGGUUUGGCCCUCAAAAACGAUGAUAUUGUUUUGUUCAAAUCAUUAGUCAAAAUUAAUCCGAAAAAUUUGACGAAUUUGAUACAAAUCGGUCAAUUUGAUGGUGAUUCAACACUUAUGACUCCUAUUUGUGCAAGUGCUCAUUACGGGAGUGAUGAUUGUUUUGAUUUUUUGUUGAUGCAAAACGUAGAAAUCGAUUCCAGUGCUAUAAAAACAUGUUCUUUCUAUGGUGGCUCUUUGCAUAUUGUUUCCGCAUUGAGUAGAAGAGGUGUUGACUUCUCUGACAUGCUUAGAAACGCUUCCGCUGAACACAGAUAUGAGUUGUUCAACUAUUUGGUUGAAAGCAAAGCAGAUUUGAAUAUAACUUAUCAAUCAAUGAUAAAUUCUGAAAAUUUGGCCGUUUUUGUUUACACGAUGAAUAAUAAUGAUGCUAUGGAAUUUGAUGCAGAUUUUAUCUUUAGAAUGGCUGCUAUUGGUGGUUCUCUUUCUGUAUGUAAAUAUCUUGUUGAUGACGGACAAGCAGAUCCUAACAAGAAAAGAGGAAAAGAACAAAAAUCUUUGUUGAUUUCGAGCAGCGAAAACGGAAGAAGUGAAAUUGUUUCUUUUCUUUUGACACUCAAAAACAUAGAUAUAGAACUAAGAGAUAGAAAAGGUCAAACGGCUCUUCAUUGGGCAUGCCUCAAAGAUCAUCCUGAAUGUGUUAAAAUACUAUUAAAGAAUGGAGCGAAUAUUGAAGUAAGAGAUGAAAUUGGAGAAACCCCUUUGAUAAAAGCAGCUCAAUCUGGAAGUGUUGAAUGUGCUUCGAUUUUAUUGGAAAAUGGUGCUGAUAUAAAUGGUCAAAGUUUUUAUAGAAUGACUCCACUUUUGGUAGGAGCAAGAGAAAAUAAUUAUGAUGUUUGCGAAUUCCUUACUUCUAAAGGUGCUGAUGUAACAUUGGUUGAGAAAUCAUCAAUGUCUGUGUUGCAUUAUUCUGCAAAUAACUUGAAUUUGCUUAAAUUGUUCGUUAGACAUGGAGCUAAUGUGAAUUACGCCAUGGCUGAUGGAACAAAGCCAAUUGAUUGGUGCGAAACUCCUGCAUGUGAAAAAUUCUUAUUGAAUAGUGGUUCAAUACCAAAACAAGCCCCUAUAUCAUGA